UAAUUAUAUUAUUAAUUUUAAUAACUUUAAUCCUAUUUUGCAAACCCUGAAGUUUCUUUCAUUAUUUCGUUAUUUUUUAAUACAGUUAUUGUGUAUUGCCUUCUUGUUUUUAGAUUUUCCUAUGACAAUGACGAACGAUAACGUGAAAAUUAAAAUGAUUAGGAAGUAUUUAAAGUUAAAAAUAAUAGAAAAUAAUGUGUCGUUUAAAAAUCAUAACCAAGAGAAGAAUAGUGUUUACGAUUUGAUGAAACGAACUGUCUUGCAAGGAGAGUCUCAUUCCGCUCUAAUUAUAGGACCUCGAGGUAGCGGCAAAACUACUCUUAUAAAUUCAGUACUUCACCAACUGUCCAAGGAGGUGGAUAUAGAGAGUGAUGCAAUCAUAGUCAAAUUGAAUGGUUUGAUACAUCAUGAUGAUAAAAUUUCACUGAAAUCUAUCACAGCUCAGAUGCAACUGGAGAAUGCUGUUGGCGACCGAGUCUUUGGUACAUUUGCUGAGAACCUCUCCUUCUUGCUGAGCUGUCUUCAAAGCGGUGCUGAUAGGCGCUGCAAGAGUAUGGUGUUCAUAUUGGAGGAGUUUGACAUGUUCUGUCAUAGUGGCCGCACACAGACAUUGCUGUACAACUUGUUUGAUAUCACACAUAGCAAGCAGUCGCCUAUGUGUGUUUUAGGUGUCACAAAUCGCCUAGAUGUUAUGGAAUUGCUGGAAAAACGAGUAAAGUCACGGUUCUCGCACCGACACAUAUUCCUGUUUCCAAAUGAAGAUAUAGAAGCAAAUAAUACAAAUUCUACUUCGAAAUCACCUGUACAGUUGCUUAAGGCAUUGCUAGUAGAUUUGCUGAGCAUGCCAUCCGGUUUGGGAAAGAGGGAUGAUAUGGAAACGCCUAGAAAGAGAAAAGUAAAAGGGAAAAAAUCAGCAUACAUAGAAGAAAUGGAGGUAGACAGAAGUAAUGAAUAUUCAAUACCAACAGAAGUAUUGGAAAGAUGUAAAAUGGAUGUACGACAAUUUGCUGAACUGGAUCCAGGGUAUAUAGAAGACUGGAAUUCCCAUAUAGCGGCGUUAGCCAUGAGUGACAUUGUUACUGACUCAAUAGAGAAAUUUUGUUAUUAUACAGCCAACGAACAGAUAUACAGGAAUAUUCUGUUUCAGUUAGUAUGUCAACUUUCGCCAAACAAACCAUACAUAGAUGCAACAGAUCUGACGACGUUCAUAGACAAAACUGUAGCCCCGGAGCAUAGAGUGAAACUGUUGCAGUCACUGUCUAUACUAGAAUUGUCUCUGGUUAUAGCUAUGAAACACGGGUUGGAGAUCUUUGAUGGGCAGCCUAUGAAUUUCGAGAUGGUUCUACAUAGGUAUACAAAAUUCGCAAACGCCAAUUCGUCAACGCAAACCGUCCCCAGGCCAGUCAUACUGAAAGCGUUCGAACAUCUACAAGCUUUAGAAAUAAUACUUCCAGUACGAAAUACUGACUCUAUAUACAACUCAAGUGAUACCACAGCCAGUCGAGUGCAGAAGGAAUAUAAAUUAUACACUCUAGCCGUGCCCAUAGAUGAUAUUAACGAGGCUGUGAAGAAUUUCAAGGCUCUGCCCACAGAAAUUAGUCAUUGGUACAAUAAUUCUGUUGUUUAAAAUUUUCAAAAACAAAAUCAUUGUUGAACUACGGUUUAUUAAUAUAGUUAAUGGUUUUAAAACGAAUAAUUUUAGACGUGGUCUCGAAUGAAUCAAUAUAUACUUUCUGCGGCAUUCCGAAGUAAGUUUUGAAACAAUGGUAACAAUAAACAACUAAUUUAAAUUCAAUAAUAUAUACUAUAAAUUAGACAUACAACUCGUGACCACGGCUACGGAAGUGUGCAACCUUGUGGAAAUGUCGUGAGAGGUAAAUACGAGUAUCUUCACUAUAAAAAUAUUCGUAUUAAAACUUGAACGUGAAAGUUUAAAACUAAAUAAAGUAAUGUUUAUUUUAAAACAAUUACUUAACUAUGUUUAAAGUAUUACUAUUUUUUU
This is a messenger RNA of Achroia grisella, 2002 nucleotides long. It is a transcript of the gene Orc4, whose product is annotated as origin recognition complex subunit 4. The record is from RefSeq and is a predicted model, not a curated record. The coding region runs from base 122 to 1627 and encodes 501 amino acids. The transcript has 7 exons. Gene Ontology annotation, molecular function: DNA replication origin binding; ATP binding; ATP hydrolysis activity. Lineage: Eukaryota; Metazoa; Arthropoda; Insecta; Lepidoptera; Pyralidae. Gene Ontology annotation, biological process: DNA replication; DNA replication initiation. Gene Ontology annotation, cellular component: nuclear origin of replication recognition complex; nucleus.